AGUUUAAGCGUUUUGCAUAUUCUGUGGUCCGUGACAUUAUAUGGGAGCUGGGGCUGUGUUUAUUGACACAACUUUCAGAACCCGCUGUUGAAAUCCUUUGCUUUCUUUCUCUCUUUUUCUCUCUAGUUGGGAUUGUGAAGAACGGCUCUGUUUCAAAAGGCCAGAGCCAUUGCUUCUCUCUCCAAAGAGGUUGCAGAGAGUCGAUUUGGUGCUGAAAAGCGGUGAUCUACAACACUUUUCAGUGAUUCGAGAAACGAUGCGCAACGAGCUAUGGUUUGCACUGCUAAUGAUUUACAUGGUUGGAAAGAUUUUCCAAAGGGGCUUAGAGUUCUCCUCCUUGAUGGAGACAGCAGUUCUGCUGCUGAGAUAAAAACAAAGCUUGAGGAAAUGGAGUAUGUUGUUGUGACUUACUGCAAUGAGAAUGAUGCAUUGUCAGCCAUUUUGAGCAAACCCGAAACAUUUCAUGUUGCCAUUGUGGAGGUAACGACAAGCAAUCACGAUGGGAAUUUUAAGUUUCUUGAAGCUGCUAAGGACUUGCCUACCAUUAUGAUUUCAAAUAUUCAUUGCCUAAGCACAAUGAUGAAGUGCAUUGCGCUUGGUGCGAUCGAGUUUCUUCAGAAACCACUCUCCGAGGACAAAUUGAGGAAUAUUUGGCAACAUGUUGUUCAUAAGGCAUUCAAUGCAGGCGGUAGUCCUGUCCCCAAUUCCUUAAAGCCUAUUAAAGAUUCUGUUGCCUCCAUGCUGCAUCUAGAAUUAGAAAACAGCGAAAACGAGAAUCAAGUCCAAAAAGAGUUAGAAAUAUUGAGUGGCGACGAUGACAUUGAUCAUGAACUACUAGAAGGAAGUGAUAAGUAUCCAGCUCCUUCAACUCCUCAGCAGAAGCAUGGAAUGCGACUGGUGGAUGAUGGUGACUGUCAUGAUCAAUUAAACAGUUCGCUCGAGAAAGAGUGCGGGGAGCAAGAUGGGGAAUCUAAAUCUGUCGAAACUACUUGUAUCAAUUCACUUGGUGAAGGAACUUCUCAAGUGGAAAACUCUCAGUUACCUGACCAAGAAGGAAUAAAAGAGGAAGCGAACUCUGCUGAUGGCUGUGGGGCUGCAAGUAACAUCGAUCACGAAACACAUGAUCAAGACAACAUUAGCAGUUCCGAAAAAAACAAGAGCAAACCAUGUGGUCUCAGUAAUCCUUGUGGGACAAAAGUUAGCAGGAAGAAGCUGAAGGUAGACUGGACGCCCGAACUGCACCGAAAGUUUGUACAGGCAGUGGAACAACUCGGAGUGAAUCAAGCAAUUCCUUCUCGAAUUCUCGAGCUGAUGAAAGUUGAAGGCUUGACAAGGCAUAAUGUAGCAAGCCAUCUUCAGAAGUAUCGGAUGCAUAAGAGACACAUCUUACCAAAAGAAGAAGAUGGGAGUUGGUCUCAUUCAAAGGAUCCAAUGAGGAAGAACUACCAUCCACAAAGACCUGUGAUGGCCUUCCCCCCUCCCUAUCAUUCAAAUCAUAUAAUGCCAGUUGCUCCUGUCUAUCCGCCGUGGGGUCAUAUGACUUGCCCCUCACCCGGUGUCCAGAUGUGGGUGCCACCCGGUUAUCCGCCAUGGCGACCACCAGAAAUUUGGCCGUGGAAGUCGUAUCCUGGGAUGCAUGCUGAUACAUGGGGUUGCCCUGUGACACCACCUCCUCAUAGCCCUCUCUCUUCUCAUCCUCAACAGCAUAUUUCAAGAUUUGAAAACGCCAAUCCAUACGAUAAAAGCUACGGCAUUGCAUUCAACCCUAUCGAUCUCCAACUGGCUGAUGAAGAAAUUGACAAAGUGGUGAAAGAAGCAAUCAGCAAGCCAUGGUUGCCAUUGCCAUUGGGGUUAAAGCCACCAUCAACAGAAAGUGUACUGUCUGAGCUCUCAAGACAAGGCAUCUCAACCGUCCCUUCUCACAUCAAUGGCUCUAAACUACAAUGACUGUCCUUCAAAAAACUCAGUUGAGGGUCCCAUCAUGUUUAUAAGAAUAUCAGAAGAAAAAUCCAAUUGGCUUGUGGGCUCUUCCACUGUCUGUAGCUGAUUUGGACCAUCUGAUUUUCAUCAUCUGCAAUGUUAAAAAAACUCAAAAAAAAAGAAAAAAAGAAAAUGGGAGAGGGAGAAGAGACAAGUGGAGCCCAAAACCAAGGAUGGCACGUGCAGGGUCACGUGGGGCUGUGAUGUUCUGUCCUUUUUGCAAUGGUCAGAUGAAGGACAGAAUGGACGGUGGAGGAAGAGCCACGUAGGUGAUUUUGACACCACAAUUUUGAAGUGUGGCUGUGAAGAUAGCAGAAAAAGGAGGGCGUGGUGGGUUGGUGAGUGUUGGAGUAAGUGGAAGACGUAAUAAUUGAAUUCAUUAGAUUUUUUUUUUCCUUUUAGAGAGGGAGAAGAUCAGAUGAUGAUGAUGGUGAUGUGUUCUUUUCUGAUGGGACCAUGAUUUUGAGUCUUUUGCUCAAUAAUGUAAAAUGACUAUGAAUUUUUGGUGCCUAUGCUGUUUCAGUUUCCUUUAGGGUAAUAAAGUUUUUGGUAGGAAUUGUUUCU
This is a messenger RNA of Benincasa hispida (wax gourd), 2544 nucleotides long. It is a transcript of the gene APRR2, whose product is annotated as CheY-like two-component responsive regulator family protein. Lineage: Eukaryota; Viridiplantae; Streptophyta; Magnoliopsida; Cucurbitales; Cucurbitaceae. Gene Ontology annotation, molecular function: transcription cis-regulatory region binding; DNA-binding transcription factor activity. Gene Ontology annotation, biological process: phosphorelay signal transduction system; positive regulation of DNA-templated transcription. The record is from RefSeq and is a predicted model, not a curated record. Gene Ontology annotation, cellular component: nucleus.